Messenger RNA from Penicillium bovifimosum, 1710 nucleotides. RefSeq names its product GID4/VID24 family protein. The record is from RefSeq and is a predicted model, not a curated record. Gene Ontology annotation, biological process: negative regulation of gluconeogenesis; proteasome-mediated ubiquitin-dependent protein catabolic process; protein targeting to vacuole. The transcript has 3 exons. NCBI's taxonomy places the organism in Eukaryota, Fungi, Ascomycota, Eurotiomycetes, Eurotiales, Aspergillaceae. Gene Ontology annotation, cellular component: GID complex; extrinsic component of membrane. The coding region runs from base 1 to 1710 and encodes 569 amino acids.
AUGCCGCCUCACUCAGAAUCACACACUCCCCUCUCUCCGUCUACCCCGGCCCCUGACUCCCCACGCCGAUCGUCGAUUCCCACACCCCCUGUGGAGACCGAUAACGCCCACGAUGACAACGUGAACUUCCUGCGAUCGCGUCCAGCUCUUUUCAAUCCACUACUACCUUCCCUGAGCCGCCAACGUCGCCGCCGUUAUCCGAUCAACCCAGCCCUGCAAGACGAGGAUCGCAUGGAGGUGGAUGACCCAAACAACCCGCGCGCCUCAGCCGAACCAAAUCGUCGCAUCCCUAUUGUCCGUCGCCCGGAAGAGAGCACAACCGAUAUGCCAAAUUACGAAAGUCAGGUGCCCAAUUCACGGUCGUUGUAUGGAUGGGCACCCGGAUCAGACUAUGAGGAUGCCGUUGGCAGGGAAGACUCCGGAGACGACGGACUGCGGCCGUUCCUCGAUGCCAUCUCCAGUCACGGCACAGCGCCCCGACCUCCACGACAUGAGGCACCAGCUGCCCCACUACGGAUAAUGCAUGACUUGGAUACAUCACCCGGUAACCAGGCCCGGUCACCCUUGCAUUCGGUGGCAGUGCCGUCACAGUCCUCAAGGCGCCACCCUCGGCUUUCAAGAUCUCGAACCUGGGUGAACUACAUGAUAGAUCGCUACACAGAGGACAGUCUAGCGGAUGACGCCGAAAACACCGGGACACCUGCACCUGCAGCUCGCUCUCGUCCAUCCCGUCGCACUGACUCACAGCACACCAACCUCACCCACAAUGACCUCCGCGCUCGCGCUGCCGCUCAUCGCCAACUGCACUCCGAUACAUACCUGACCAACGUGCUGAAGGAAACGAUCAACUAUCUCGAUCGUCUUCGGUACUCGAACUCUCUCGAGGAGAGUCUACUUGCCGCGGCGGACAGUCGCUUGCCGAUCGAGAUGGACAACAACUCGUGGCGAGAUACGGAUUUCAUCCUAUACACUCCCAACAUUGCCCCACCAGCGGCAUGCUCAUGGCUUCAGCCCGGCAUGGCAUUUAUGGGCUGCCAGCGAGCCUCAAGUGCCGGGUGUUCCGUGGUGCCACCAUCGGGUCCAAGUUCGCAGCCCCCCGGUGACCCCGUCAUUGUGAAUGGUAGCGACAGCACCCGAGUCAGCGUGUCCACUUCCAGUGGGCGCCGGUACUUGACCAACAACCGAGAAGAAAAUUGGCCCGUCAAGGUCACCAUCCAUCACAUCAACCACGAUGACAUGACCUUGUCUGGCACAAUGGAAGCCUACAACAUCCCCGAUAAACCCUCGCCUACGCGGGACGCACAUAUUGUGACUUUCCUGGAAGGCGAGAUCAUUGAUUUCAACAAACACACGCUCGAGACGAAGAAUUUCAAAGCAGAUGCAGAUAUUGAUAGCACGUACUGGCGUGAACUGCAACCAUUCAAAAACCUGACGGAUGGCGAGAUGGCCCGGAAUCUCGUCAGUCGGAAAUGGAUCACUGAGGAGUUGUCCAAGGGGUGGAUCUUGAUGCGAUGGAAGGAACGAUGCUUUAUCACCCCUACCGAUGCCCGUCAAGGUCUUACAAUCUCUGGAUUCUACUACAUCUCCCUUCGCCGUGAAGACGGGCAUAUCGAAGGACUGUACUAUGACCCCGGAAGCUCGCCUUACCAACAGCUUUCUUUAAAGCCGCAAUUGAAGAGAAUGAUGCGUCCUUCUUAUGCAUUCCGCUAA